Thlaspi arvense is the source of this 1232-nucleotide messenger RNA. NCBI's taxonomy places the organism in Eukaryota, Viridiplantae, Streptophyta, Magnoliopsida, Brassicales, Brassicaceae. The record is from the annotation of a GenBank genome assembly.
AUGGUUUCUUGUGGCAGAAGACCACAGAGUACACAUCGCCAAUUGGAGUCAUCAAAGAUUCAAGAAGCAGAGCAAGUCGAAGAAAUUGAGCAGAGAAUCGAUCCAGAGGCGAUGAAAUCAGAGGAACCUGAAGAGAAACCAAACGCUACUCGUGUUCUAGCUCUUGAUAUGAUACUCAAGUCUCUGUGGAAAAUUAGCGUUUUCUUAAGCGAUUUUCUGCUGGAGUUUUGUCAAGCAACACAUCACAGCUUCACAGAGGAUGGUGAAUAUGUUGUUACGCCUUCACAACAACUUCGUGAUUUCCUUCUCAGCAAUCUAAGUGUUACUCAUUCUCUGGAAGCAAACGGUGUUUUCGAUUUCUUGGUAACAAUCUUGGAGCUUCUACCUCUCUGGAGAAGUGAAAAUGGCGAAGAAAAAUCUCUGAAUUCCAAGUUUGAAGUAUACGAAGUUGCGAAAAAGAUUUGCAACAGGUGCAAAAUGUUAACGGAAAUCCCGGUUGGACGUUCUUACGGUAUAAUCGUGUCUGCAUUUGAGGAUCUCACAUUUGAGAAAAUCCUUAAGUUUAUCAGAAUCACCUUGAUGAUGCCUUGUGACAAGGAAAUGUGUGGGAAACGAAACUAUGUUGAGCGUAUGAUCAAUGAACUUCCAUCUGUUUUCACACUUGCACUUGAGUGGGAGAACGAUGAGAGUGGAGAAGAGAUCUUUGCUACAAUUUCUGCUCUGGCCACUGAGAUAGAUGUUAGUGCGAUAUACAAAUACAAUGGUGUCAGUAAAUUCACUAAAUACCAUCUUGUGUCAAUGGUUUGCUUGCAUGGAGGUCAAUACAGUUGCGUAGCUUUUGAAAACAGAAACUGGGUCAUAUAUUUUGGUACUGAGAAUGAGGUUAUUGGAGACUGGGAUAAUGUUCUUACCAGUUUCGCCAAACUGAAUAUUCGACCUACGCUUCUAUUUUUUGAAAACGUUAUGGGGAGGGGCCAGAUUAUAGAGAGAGACUAGAUUUUGUUCAGGAGCUUGGGGGAGAUAUCUAAAGACCAAUAGAAUCUUUUUGAAUGGUGUAGUAGGGAAGGGAUUGAUGUAUAUGCAAUACUUUAGAAUUGAUUCUUGGGUUUUAAGUCAAAACUUCACAAAGAGUCAGUAGAAAAAUGCUUUGGAAGUUAAAACAUUGUGAACAAAUUUGUCCAUUUUCUUCAGAUCAAAUUCAGCAUCUUGAUUAAUAUGAUCAUUGAAUAAAG